Molecule: messenger RNA, 1380 nt
Organism: Talaromyces rugulosus
Lineage: Eukaryota; Fungi; Ascomycota; Eurotiomycetes; Eurotiales; Trichocomaceae
Exons: 3
Coding region: 1-1380 (459 amino acids)
Biological process (GO): fungal-type cell wall biogenesis; carbohydrate catabolic process
Molecular function (GO): mannan endo-1,6-alpha-mannosidase activity
Source: RefSeq, a predicted model, not a curated record
AUGACAUUCAGGCUGAUUUGGCAAUUCCUUUUGAUAGCCUCUCUCACUACUGCUCUCACAGUAAAAGAGAAUGACCGCGCGUCUUUCGUGACAGCGGCUAAGAGCGCCGCUAGCAACGCAGUAAGCUAUUACAACGACCGACAGAGCAAAGACAUACCUGGCAAAUUCGACGGUACUUGGUGGGAAGGCGGUGCCUUUUUUAACUUUCUCAUAAACUACUGGCACUGGACUGGCGACAGCCAAUACAACGAUAUUAUUACCGAGGGGCUAGCUUAUCAAGCAGGCGACAACAAUGACUUUUAUCCGUCAUCUGUACAGGGCACCAUAGGAAAUGACGAUCAAGAGUUCUGGGCACUGGCUGCCAUGACUGCAGCAGAACAAAAAUUUCCCGACAAUCCCAAGGCUGGUGCUGUAGGUUGGUUAGGGCUGGCACAAGGUGCCUUCAAUGACUUUAUGGACCGUUGGGAGUACGACAAAUUAACCUGUGGUGGGGGUUUACGCUGGCAAUUAGUCCCAACCUUGGGCGGAUAUACCGCCAAAAAUUCAAUUUCCAACGGCGCCUUUUUCCAACUUGCAGCUCGUCUAUAUUGGUACUCGGGCAAUCAGACAUAUGCCACUUGGGCGAACACAGUAUGGGACUGGAGUGUGCAGUCGUCAUUGUUCAACAACCAAACAUGGAAAAUCAACGAUAUAGUCAAUAUUGCGGGUGACUGCCAGAAUCCAGACAGGUCUCAAUAUAGCUACAACUAUGGCUCCUACGCAGCAGGUGCCGCAUAUAUGUACAACAAAACAAACGGCAAAGAGGAGAAAUGGAAGACCGGGCUUGAUGGGAUCCUUCAAAUGACGUGGUCAACCUUCUACCCCACGAAGUAUGGCGGUAAUAUCAUAUCCGAGGUCAUCUGUGAUCCUUGGGCGAGAUGCGACCGCGAUCAACUGUGUUUCAAAGGCUUAAUGGCCAGUUGGCUCUCGACAAUAGCACUGGUUGCACCAUACACCUCGGGUGAGGUUAUACCCAAGUUGACCGGCUCAGCCGUCGGCGCUGGCCAGUCUUGUACCGGCGAGUCAAAUAACCAGUGCGGCCAACAAUGGUACGCUGGGAAGUGGGAUGGCACCAAAGGAAUCGAGCAGGAGAUGUCGGCUCUCAGCGUGUUUGCCAACUCCCUUGUGGCUUUCGCAUACGAAGGCACAGCUGGUCCCGUCGACGCAGAUAAUGGCGGCAACAGUACCAGCAAUCCUGAUGGUGGCGGCAAAUCAGGCGAAUAUAAACCCCCUGUGCUGAAAGAUAUCACAGGCGGGGAUCGAGCAGGGGCAGCGAUAGUGACCUUACUCUUCGCCGGUGCCUGGAUCGCCAUUGUGCUGUGGUUGUUGCGCGCGAAAUGA